This is a messenger RNA of Zea mays, 712 nucleotides long. RefSeq lists its product as uncharacterized. Gene Ontology annotation, cellular component: respiratory chain complex I; mitochondrion. Lineage: Eukaryota; Viridiplantae; Streptophyta; Magnoliopsida; Poales; Poaceae. The record is from RefSeq and is marked validated. Bases 140 to 466 code for a protein of 108 amino acids. The transcript has 2 exons.
GUUUCAGGACACAAUCAAGGGCUAGAAGCCACUACAGGCCCAAAUUCAGCCCAUACCCACUCUCCCAUCCACGAGACCACAAGCCACACCAAACCCGCGUUCAUCGACGGACGAGCUCGCCGGCGAGAGAGCGACUGAGAUGGAGGCGGCGGCAGCGGCGGCCGGCGUGGAGCUGGGCUCCUCGAAGCCCCAGAUCGCGACGCAGGCGGAGAUGGCGGAGGCCCGGGUGCCGCUCGCCUACCGCGAUCAGUGCGCGCACCUCCUCAUCCCGCUCAACAAGUGCCGCGUCGCCGAGUUCUACCUCCCCUGGAAGUGCGAGCCCGAGCGCCACGCCUACGAGAAGUGCCAGUACGAGCUCGUCAUGGAGCGGAUGCUCCAGAUGCAGAAGAUCCGCGAGGCGCAGGAGACCAAGGUCAAGGGCGGCGCCUCCAUUGGCCUCAUCCCGGCCACCGCCAAGCUCGCCUGAUACGGGUCCCAGACCGAUCCGCUUGAUUUAGGUCUGCCUGUUGGCUAUAGCAGCGUCCAGAGGCGUUGCGCCGUGCAAGGAUCCUCAAUGUUUGUUGUGUGAACAGAGAUACGCGUUUGAAUUUGGCAUAAAGUUAACUGUUGUCUUCUUUUUCCCUUCCCCUCUCUCUCUAUCUCCCUGCCUGAUGGCUAUCUUCAGGUUUCAAUUUGAUGAUGGAAUAAGGAAAGGUACUUGUCCUAUUACCGA